Messenger RNA from Mytilus californianus (California mussel), 2784 nucleotides. RefSeq names its product potassium voltage-gated channel protein egl-36-like. NCBI's taxonomy places the organism in Eukaryota, Metazoa, Mollusca, Bivalvia, Mytilida, Mytilidae. Gene Ontology annotation, cellular component: voltage-gated potassium channel complex; membrane. The record is from RefSeq and is a predicted model, not a curated record. Gene Ontology annotation, biological process: protein homooligomerization; potassium ion transmembrane transport. Bases 329 to 1828 code for a protein of 499 amino acids. Gene Ontology annotation, molecular function: voltage-gated potassium channel activity. The transcript has 2 exons.
UCAGAAUAACCAUUUGCAGACGUACUAAUGGGAUCGUGAUUUACUUAUUGUGAUAUCUGUUACAGGAAGAAUGCAUCAAUACUGCACAGCAAAUUUGAAAAUUGAUUUAUUGUGAUAUUUUGAUCAUCCAAAGUGUUCAUAUAAAACAUGUGUACUAACGAAGAAUGUCAACAGAUAUAACAAGAGUAAUCUUAAUAUUUCAUAGAAAUUUAUAACAGCAUCAGAAUUAAUAGUUCGCCUACACGGUUAAUGUUUUCUAGCAUCGAUUUUUAUUUUCAAACUGGAUUUUCUCUUGUUUUACAUUAAAUUCAUCGUCUGCUGUGAUAACAUGGAUUACGUUAUACUCAAUGUUAGUGGAACGAUAUUUCGUCUGCACAAAAAAACCUUCUGUCGUCUGCCGUCACAUUGUUUUGAAAAUUGUGUUUCUAACCAACGAUUUUUAAUGGACGAAAAAGAGUCAUGUGAGGAAUAUUAUCUUGAAAGACAUGCAGAAAGUUUUACAGCAAUCGUUUGGUUUUAUACAAAUGGGGAAUUACAUAUGCCAUCGUCGGUCUGUCCGUCUGUUUUCUGCAGGGAAUUGAAAUUUUGGCAAAUUGAUGACCGUAAAAUGUCGCGAUGUUGUUAUAUGAAGUAUGUGUCAUUUUUUGAGGAUCAAGCUUUACUAAAAACUUUUGAACUCGAAGAAACAAAAGCCGGCAGGUCUGGAAAUGUUCUUCGUCCAUCGAAUAGCAAAUGGGAACAUACAAGAAGAAAAGUUUGGCGAGUGCUAGAUGACCCAAUGUCAUCUGCUUUAGCCAAGAUUUAUGUUGCAUCUUCAGCCAUAGUCAUCCUAAUGUCUAUAUUUGUGCUAGUUGCUAGCACACAUCCGGAUUUUCAACGAAAACUUGAUUGUGAGGAGAUUAGAGAAUUCCUUGGUGAUGGUGCACAAAUGCCAAAAAGCCAUCAGGAUUGUGAAAAAGAACUGAAUGAAGAGUCCGAAAGUGUUACUUCAAAAGUUAGAAAAAUAAAUGAAAAUACCACAUAUAAUACAAGUAGUUCAAUGUUUGAUAGCAGCAAUGAGACUGAAAGCUAUACAGAUGAUACCAUAGACACUCACACUCGUUUCAAUUAUCUGACUAUCAUGGAUUAUUUCACGGUUGGAUUUUUCCUUGUAGAAUUAGUUAUAAGAUAUAUAUUUUGUCCUGAUAAGAAAAUAUUUUUCUUUUCUUUUCUUAAUAUUGUGGACAUAAUAGCUUUAACCUCAGAAUGCAUUAUAAAUUUGAUCGAAUAUGUAUUUCCAAAAGAAAAGUACGUAGUUUAUUCAUCGUUAGAUUUUAUUGAAUGCAUACAAAUAGCACGUGUUUUCAGGUUAUUUCGAUUGGUCAGGAAUUUUAUAGGAUUUCGGGUCUUUAUAUAUUCUGUAAGAGCAAGCUUUAAAAACAUGGUGCUGAUGGUUUUUCUAAUGUUUGUUGCAGCACUAAUUUUUUCAGCUGUUGUAUUUUACAGUGAUCGUGAUGCAUUCAAAUCGAUACCGGACGCCAUCUGGUGGUCAGUUAUUACCAUGACAACAGUUGGAUAUGGUGAUGCUGUACCAAAAAGCCUGCUUGGGAAAAUGAUAGGUUGUGUAUGUGCAGUAACGGGUGUAUUUGUACUGGCAGUUCUCAUUCCAGUUUUGGUGUCAAACUUCGUAUUAUUCAUCGGUUUUGCAAGAAUUCCGUUGCGAAAUCAAGGAAAUGAUCUCGCUACCAUGGUAAAACAGGAGUUUGUCUUAAGAAAAGAUAGGACCGAAAUACAACUUCUAACGAAGAAAACUAGACCGAAAGUAUAUAAUUCAAGUGGAAGUCCAUGAAUAUUCUUUCUAAACGUCUUUCAUAGUGAUACUUUAAUUCGAAUUAAAAUGCAAUUAAAUAAUUGUAAUGAAGCUUUAAUAAUUGCAAUAUAUAUAUAUAUAUAUCAUAUUUUUGUAAAUGUACAUAGAGAAAUUCAGAAGAAAAUGAGUUGUGGCAUGUCAUGAGUCUGUAUAUUGUAUUGUAUUUGUUUUGGAAGAUUGUCUGUAUAUUGUUUUGUAUUGUUGUGGCAGUUUGGAAGAGUGUAUGUAUGUUGUUAUUGUAUUUGUUUUGGAAGAGUGUCUGUAUAUCGUUUUGUAUUUGUUUUGGAAUAGUAUUUGUAUGUUGUAUUGUAUUUGUUUUGGAAGAGUGUCUGUUUUGGAAGAGUGUCUGUCUGUAUAUUGUAUUGUAUUUGUUAAGAGAAAAGAAUCUGUAUAUUGUAUUGUAUUUGUUAAGAGAAAAGAAUCUGUAUAUUGUAUUGUAUUUGUUAAGAGAAAAGAAUCUGUAUAUUGUAUUGUAUUUGUUUUGGAAGAGUGUCCGUAUAUCAUUUUGUAUUUAUUUAUGGAAGAGUGUCUGUAUGUUGUAUUGUAUUUGUUAUAGAAGAGUGUCUGUAUACUGUAUUGUCAUUGUUUUGGAAGAGUGUCUGUAUAUCGUAUUGUAUUUGUUACGGAAUAGUGUCUGUAUAUUGUAUCGUUUUAGUUACGGAAGAUGUCUGUAUGUCGUAUUGUAUUUGUUACGGAAGAGUGUCUGUAUAUUGUAUUAUAUUUGUUACGGAAAAAUGGAAAUUUGUUAAGUGCUUAAUAUGAAAUUGUUUUACCAUUUGAUAAGGAUGUGUUAAUUAGAUAUACCAAAUUAAUGAAACAUUUAAAUGAAUUGCUCAACCAUAAUUUGGAGACAGAAUGUUUGUUAUUUCUUUGCUUGUGGACUUGUAUUGAAGAGUUAGUCUUCUAUCAAUUUUAAUAUAUUCCAUACUAAUAUG